Molecule: messenger RNA, 2089 nt
Organism: Cuscuta epithymum
Lineage: Eukaryota; Viridiplantae; Streptophyta; Magnoliopsida; Solanales; Convolvulaceae
Source: the annotation of a GenBank genome assembly
CCGGCUAUUUAAAGCACUGGUCAUAUGGAUAUGUUCGUUAUUCGCAUAUCAUAUUAUAUUUUUCCAUGGGGAUAUGUUCGCCUAGUAGUUAUAUAAUGAUUGUUGUUAAUUAUCACUACACAAUUUAUACAUAAUAUUAUCACGAUCUCAUCAAUUGUUUAAUUAUCUGGCUAGGGACGAUUUAUUAUAUUGCUAGUUGCUACCUGUGCAGGCCGGACUUGGCAUUAAUCAGCGAAACGAUGGGUCCAUAGCAUUAAUCAGCUCUGUCUCAACUCUCCUCCACAACCCUAUAAAUGGACACACCAUUUCUUACCUUUUCUUCAUCCAUCUUUCCACACUACUAAUAAUAAGCUUAAAAAGAUGACUUCAAAGACAUUUAUUCUGAUAGGCCUUUCUUUGGCCCUUGUUCUCCUCAUCGCUUCCGAGGUCUCCGCUAGGGACCUAGCGGAGACUUCAACUAAAAAUGUAGCUGAGAAAGCGAAUGAGGUGGCUGAGGAUCACAAACAUGUAGACGGCUACGGAGGCGGCGGGCAUUACGGAGGAGGCGGGCCAUACGGCGGCGGAGGCGGGCAUUACGGAGGAGGCGGGGGACAAUACGGAGGAGGAGGCGGACAAUACGGAGGCGGCGGCGGGCAUUACGGGGGAGGCGGCGGACAUGGAGGAGGCGGCGGCGGCCAUGGAGGAUGCAGAUAUGGAUGUUGCGGUUACAGUUGCCAGAGGUGCUGCUCUUACCAGGGGGAGGCUGCAGAUGAAGCUGCGGCUGGACAGCCAUAAUUAAUUAAAUAAUUAAUUAAAGCUUUUUGAAUAAUUACAUAAUUAAUCAAAGCUUUUUAAUUAAUUAUUUAAUAUGGAUUCAUAUCUAUAUAUAUGGUCUGGCAUAUGAUAUGCUGCUAGUUGAGGAGUGUUGUGUGUGAUGAUUAACUAGCAAGCAGCAUGCCAAGUCCAUAUAUGAAUGGUGUGGGCCCGACCCGGUCCCUAAAUAUGGGCCACCGUACCCUUCUAUCUUCAAUAACGCAGUGAUGUUGUACGUACCUCUCUGCAGUAUAUAUUCGUGAUCAAUAAAAACAACCACUUGUUCCUACCAUUGACUACUCUUUAGUGUUUUCUUUAUUCAUAUCGAUAAUUGUGAAUAGAAAAAUGCUUUAGGUAGACGUUUUGUGUACACGUUUUGUGUACACAUGUCUGUCCUUCACAGACAAAUUGUCUGUCACGGACAAAUUGUCUGUCACGGACAAAUUGUCUGUGAAGGACAGACAUAUGUACACAAAAUGUGUAUCAUUUGUCCGUGAAGGACAGACAUAUGUACACAAAAUGUGUACCUCUAGCAAAACCCGAUAUAAACAAUGACUAGAAGGUUUUAAUAUAAACGGAAAUGGUUGCCCUUUCCAAAACGGAAACCAGAAGGUUUUAAUAUAAACAAUGACCUAAUAUUGUUGAUUAUUGUGUGUAGGUCAAGAAAGUGUACCCGAUAGGCUUCUACACUUUGGUGCUUGUGAAUAUGCCUCAUGAAUUUGGAUCUGAUAUUCAGUUGAGAAAUUGCCCAUAAUAGAGUAAACAUGGUCCAAAUUCACAAAUAGGCCUUACGUGUUUUUAUUUAGACUGUUUACCAGAUAGUUAUAAAAUACACAAAAACCAAAUGUUUACCAGACCGGUUUAGACCAUACCAGAAUGGACUAGAAAAUUAUAGUUCUAGUAAAAACAUCCCUAUUAUGUUUAUGUUUCAUUCAUACAUAGUACGAGUAUAUUGGUAAAAAAAUGUUGGUCCUAUUUAAAUUUGUCCUAUGUUUAUGUCUUAAUUAGGAGAUUUCUCUGCUAAUUAAACUCUCCUUGUACGUAAUCGGGUACAAUCAAUUGAUAUGUUUUUAUUAUUCUUAGCCAGGCCAUUUAAAAUUUAAAUCAUGCUCACACCGUAAGGCUGGAUAUAUUCCAUUUCUGAUUUGGCAAGCCAAACAAACAUAAUGUCAUACAAUUUUACUUAUUUAAAAGGGAAAAUCGCACUUUUAGUCCCUGAAAUAGUCACGAAAAUGAAAUGUCAGACCCGUAUUUCUGAUAUUGUAAAUGUCACCCCUCAAUUAUCCAAAUUGUUGUA